AUGAGCGAGCUUUCCUACAUGCCCGCCACGGAACUUGCCCAGGCCAUUCGGUCACGGCAGGUGUCAUCGGUCGAAGUAACCGAGCAUUUCUAUGAGCGCAUCAACAGGCUGGAUCCACAACUGAACUCAUAUUUGGCCCUCUGCCAGGACCAGGCGCUGGCCGAUGCCCGCGCUGCCGACGACGCUGUAGCCCGCGGCUGGGCACUGGGGCCCCUGCAUGGCAUCCCCAUCUCCAUCAAGGACCUGGAGAUGAGCAAGGGCAUUCCCACCACUCUCGGCUCGUACCUGUUCCGCGACCGCACCCCGGAAAUCGACUCCAUAGUGGUCGAGCGGGUCAAAGCCGCUGGCGCAAUCGUGCUCGGCAAGACCAACACGCCAGAGUUCGGACAGUCCGGCACCACCGAGAACAAGGUGAGCGACCCCUGCCGCAAUCCAUGGAACACCAACCACUCGCCCGGCGGCUCCAGUGGCGGCGCCGGCGCUGCCCUCGCCGCCGGUCUGUGCACCAUCGCCACUGGCAGCGACGGCGGCGGCUCCAUCCGCAUACCGGCCAGCUUCAGCGGCGUCUUCGGAAUCAAGCCCACCCAGCACCGCGUGCCCCGCUACGGCGGCUACGGUCGCCCCGCCGCCAACCACUUCUCCCAGUCCGGGCCCAUGAGCCGCACUGUCGCCGACACGGCCCUAUUGCUCCAGGCACUGGCCGGUCCCGACAGCCGCGACCCCAACUCCCUGAAGGAGACACCCCCGGACUUCAGCGCCGGUCUGGCCCGGGGCGUCGAGGGGAUGCGGAUAGCUUGGAGCCCGGAUUUCGGCUACGCCGGCGUCGACCCCGAGGUGGCGGAGAUCACUGCCCGCGCCGCCCGGGUCUUCGAGGAGCUUGGAGCCAUCGUCGAGGACGCGCCUCUGCAGCUUGAAGACCCCUUUGACUCCUUCUUCGAUGUGUUCGCCACCGCCGCCUAUACGUCAUACGGGCAUCUGCUGGAGGAGCACCGGGACGAGUUCUCGCCGCCAGCCCUGCACUCCCUCGAUCACGGCGCCCGCGUGGACGGCGCCCGGCUCUCCCGCGCCAUACUGCACGUCGACCGGUUGGGUCGGCAGAUGGAGGACUUCUUCGAUACCUACGAUCUCCUCCUCUCCCCAACGAUGGCAACCCCGGCCCUGGAGAUAGGCACGCGGCCCUCGGUCAUCGGCGGCAGGGAGGUCGACCCCCAGUGGGGAUUCCUUCCCUUCACCUACCCCAUCAACAUGACCGGGCAGACCGCUUCCAGCGUCCCCUGCGGGUUCUCCUCUGGAGGGUUGCCCAUCGGCCUUCACAUCGUCGGCCCCCGCCAAGCCGAGGCAAGGGUCCUGCAGGCCUCGGCGGCCUACGAGCGCGCCCGCCCCUGGGCCAACAAGAUCCCUGCCGGCUUCGAGUAA
Messenger RNA from Geodia barretti, 1416 nucleotides. The record is from the annotation of a GenBank genome assembly. NCBI's taxonomy places the organism in Eukaryota, Metazoa, Porifera, Demospongiae, Tetractinellida, Geodiidae.